AAAAUAUAGAAAAUAUAUUUUAUUUAAACAACGAAUUGACUCACAAUGAGCUCGACUCGUUUUGCGCGCUCUGGGCGCGUUCGCAUCUGUAUUCUGAUGAGCAUGUUCGUGGUGCUCAUCAUGAUGAUUGUCAUUUACCAAAUGUCUCAACAUCAAUUGGACGAGAGCCGAGCCUUUCAGGAGGGCCUGAACGUUCAGAUGCAAUCCUUAACAGCUGAGAAACUGACAGCCGAGAAGAGGAUGAAUGUUCUGCGCACGGAAAAGGAGAGGUACGAGAAUCAACUAGCGGAGUCCAUACAAAAGCAACAGGAGACGGAGCGUGCCCUGCAGGAGAAGUUUGAUGGCGAGCUGGAAAAGUACAAGCUGCUGGAGUUCAAAUAUUCCGAGCUGGAGGGGGAUUGUGUCAAGAGCAAGAAGAAGCACCUCGAAGAUACGAAUUCAUUCGAUCAGAAGCUGAAAAAACUGUUGGCGGAUGUUCAUAAAGAUAAGGCUUCUAAGGAGCAUGAAGUUGCCGAAUGGAAGAAAAAGCAUGAUAGGUUGCAACGGGAGUCGGAGCACAAGAUUCAUGCCCUUGAGGCUACUCUGACCGAAUACAAAGGCAACUGCCACUACAUACCAAAAGUACAGCCCGCAGAGGCACCAGCACAGAAUGGCAUUCAACAGCAGUUGAACAAGCCCGCAGAAAUUACACCGACCACGCGUCACUCCAGUCCCUCGCAUCAGGCGCACAGCAUUGACAAGCCGCGCAACGAUAAAUCCUUUAACGCGCAAAUGCAAGUGAGUGAAGGCCUCUACAGGAUUGGCGGCGGGGUAAAUCUUCUACCAACUAACCAAAACCAAACCACUUACAAUACUAACACUCCAACUAAUCGAACUGGUGCCAGCGGCGAUGUGGAGCAGCAGCAGGAGCAGUUACCACUCUUGCCCUUUGCCGUGCGCAACAAUCACAGUCUGAUACUAAACUCUGUCGAAAAUUUUCAGAUUGUACCCAAAUCGCUUACUGAAAAGCAGCAGCAAGAAGAGCCCCAGCUAGCCGGCGGACCCGUCUCGCCCCUGAGUGCUCCGCGCAAGAGCAGCAGCACUGCGGGCGCUGUUGUCAAGAGUGCUGACGAUGCUCCGAAUGCUUCAGUUGCUCCCAGGCUCAGCAGCAGCAGUAGCGGACUUCCCCCGCUGGCUCUGCCACCGGCCAAGCCAGAGCGCAAGCUUCCGGAGAAUGUGGCUCCCAUACCCGAAAACUUUGAGGACAACAAAGUGGAAGCCAAGGACGAUGCAGUUGACGUAGACACAGCGGCCGAGGAGCUGCCCAAAAAUGAGAACAACAACCGCUAUGCUAAUGUUGUGAAUGAUCUCGAGAACAACAAGAACUUGGGCGUGGCCCCCAAACCCAUUGAGGACUCGGGUGCACACGAAGUCAAAGAUGCCAUGAACGAGCCCAGCUUCAAUUUGCCUGCAGCCGGGCAAAACCUCUUCGACGGGGAGCUGCCAGCGCCAGGGCCUGGACCGGCAGCCGAUGAUGCUGUCAAGCAGUUGGCCGAAGCAGCCGGCGGUGGUGAGGGCGACGACGAUGAUGACGUCGGCGAUGUGGCUGUGAAGCAGCCGCAGCAUUUGCUCGAUACGGACAAUUUGAAUAACGAGAUAGCGGCCGACCAAGGGAAAGAGUUUGCCGAGGGCAUACAUCUCGAGGAUGCCAUGGAUGAGGAUCAAGAUGAGGACGACUACUCCAACGUGGCGCGUAAGAAGGGAGGCGAAGCCAUUAGAAAUUAAGCGUCAAACUAGGUUUAAAGCGGCAUUUGUGCAAGGGAUUGGCCUCCUUUUUUAUGUUUAAGUCGUGUUCGCACAGAGCAUUGAACAAAUUUCCAGAAGAAAACACGAAGAAUUCCCCUACAAAUCGGAUCAACGAAUACACGGAUUAUGUAUUAUAAUUGAGGACUAGAGUAAUCGAUUUCUAGUGUCAGCACGCCGCCCUAAGGAUUAGACCUACUUAGUGCAUAAGUAACGUUCAGUCUCAUCAUUAUCAUUAUAUUUUUACAGACUGGGUUCUGUUCAGCUUUAAAACGCAUGUGUCACAAAAAGAUAUGUAGCUGCAUUCUCUUUUUUACCUAUAAAAAUUCUUAAAUGAA
Drosophila persimilis is the source of this 2120-nucleotide messenger RNA. RefSeq names its product protein IWS1 homolog. NCBI's taxonomy places the organism in Eukaryota, Metazoa, Arthropoda, Insecta, Diptera, Drosophilidae. The coding region runs from base 46 to 1764 and encodes 572 amino acids. The record is from RefSeq and is a predicted model, not a curated record. The transcript has 5 exons.